This is a messenger RNA of Dissoconium aciculare CBS 342.82, 691 nucleotides long. RefSeq lists its product as uncharacterized. The record is from RefSeq and is a predicted model, not a curated record. The coding region runs from base 183 to 599 and encodes 138 amino acids. The transcript has a single exon. Lineage: Eukaryota; Fungi; Ascomycota; Dothideomycetes; Mycosphaerellales; Dissoconiaceae.
GUCCAUUCAUUAUUUGAUUUGAAUUGAUGUGAUUUGCAUUGUAUUGCAUUGAGACGACUUUUCUUCCAACAUCCAGCAAUCUCGUCGCGCCCGCUUAAGCUGCCCAGGAGUCAGCCCAGCCCAGCCAGGGUGUAUGGCCCCACUCACAUCUAUCUCUCUAUCCCACCUGUCCACGCGGCCGGAUGCUCACUCACGCCGGGAGGAGCGUGCCUCACCUCAUAGCGUUCCUGCUGUUGGCUGCUGCUGGCUGUUGGCCGCUGCGCCUCGUCGUGAUAUUUCUUCCAUGUAUCAUCAUCACGAUGACACAGUACAUAUAUCCAUGGCACGACGCAUCCUGUGGCGGUGCGAGGAGACGGCACGGCACGUCCAGGGACGAUAUGCUCGAUCUGUGGCGAACGUCAUCCAUCGUGCGAGUAUAUAUCAUAUACAGAUAUAUAUGCAAUACGGUGAUGUGGUAUUGGUGGAGGAGUACGAUACGGGGAUUUCUCCUUCUCGGUGGUCCUGUCUGUCCCUCUGCCUGUUUUAUCCUGUUUCUGCGGCGAGAUCUGGGACUUUUGUUCUGUGGCAGGUGGACACGGAGGUCGAGUGCUGUGAAAUGACCAUGUUGAUAGAUCGAGGAAGAAGAAGAAGAAGAAUGAUCGCGCAGAGGGAGUCGUGUUUCUCGUCGUCAUCGGGCCUGUUUUCGUACUGG